CAGAGCCUCUGAGAGCCCCCUGUCUCUCUCCAGGUCAGCCAUGUCAUCUGAGCCUCCUCCUCCAUCACAGCCCCCCACCCAUCAGUCCUCGGUUGGGCUGCUGGACACCCAACAGGCCCGAGAUCGCUCACCGUCCCCUCUUCGGGGCAACGUGGUCCCGAGCCCACUGCCCACUCGCCGGACAAGGACCUUCUCCGCGACGGUGCGGGCUUCCCAGGGCCCUGUCUACAAAGGAGUCUGCAAAUGCUUCUGUCGGUCCAAAGGCCACGGCUUCAUUACCCCAGCUGACGGCGGCCCCGACAUCUUCCUGCAUAUCUCCGACGUGGAAGGGGAGUACGUCCCAGUGGAAGGCGACGAGGUCACCUAUAAGAUGUGCUCCAUCCCGCCCAAGAACGAGAAGCUGCAGGCUGUGGAGGUGGUCAUCACCCACCUGGCGCCGGGCUCCAAGCACGAGACCUGGUCCGGCCACGUCGUCAGCUCCUAGGAGGGGCCGGAAGCACCCCUUCUCCCUGGCUUGGGGGCGACUCUGGGGGAGGGGGAGGCAGGACCAAACUGGAGAGGACAUUCUGCUGCUUGAGAUGGGGCUUCAAGGGGGGAGUGUGGUCCCUUUCAAGUAUCUCCUGGAGGAAGGGGUGUGGGGGGCAGGCACGGGGUGCUCUUGGCCGCCAGCACUGCCUCUGACCAUCGCAACCAACAUCUCACCAUCUGAAAAGUAUUAAAAGCAUUGAAAAAGGAGAGGUGCCCCACUGGUGGCUGAGUGGAGGGUCCAACCCUGGCCCAGGGACUGAGUCCUCAGCCCUGAGAGUCUUUGGGGGCUCAGAAUUCCCAAUCUGGCCUGUGGGGGGGGGAUGUGGACCCCACAUAUUUUCCCAGGAGGAAUUCCCACCCAAGCGCCUCGCCUUGUGUCCCUUGUCAGCCCUGGAACUCUGGACAGAGCAGGCUUUUCUGAUUCUUGGCUGGUUGUGCCAGGGGUCCGGGAGGGGGUGGGUGGAGGGUGUCUUUGGUGCCUUUGCAGCGGGAGGCGUCAGAGCCGGACGUCUGGGACCCCGAGUGCUCCGAGCCGAACCCUCACUCUUUUCAAAGCCUGGUCCUUUCUGUCCGUCUUCAGAUUGAGUGAUCCUGGCUUAGCAGCCCCUUCACAUCCCUGUCAUUUGGGUAGUGGGUGAGGGUAAGGAUGGCGGUGGGUGAAGGAGGUGUAGAGAGGGGAGGGUCUUUGUUUAAAAACAGACCUUUCUCCGGACCCAUCCAGGAAAGAGCAGCCAGCUUGCUUCCUGACCGCCUGGUAGAGUCAAAAGUUGGAGAGAAACACCUUUGGUGCGGUUUUCUGGAAAACUCGCGUGAAGAACGGCUUAGGGCUUUUUUUUU
Vicugna pacos (alpaca) is the source of this 1365-nucleotide messenger RNA. Lineage: Eukaryota; Metazoa; Chordata; Mammalia; Artiodactyla; Camelidae. The record is from RefSeq and is a predicted model, not a curated record.